AGGAUUUGUGGAAAGGUUGGAGGAGAUCAGGAGAGUGGAAAAGUCAUUCGAUUUUCCGCCAAGAAAAAAAGAGCAACCAAAAGGCUGUACGGUCUCUCUCUCUCUAGCAAUAUCAGAUCCGUGGUUUUGUGGAUGCUGCUGCUUCAAUUAGUUGAAGAAACUUGGAAGCUGAGAACCUGAGAAUAUAAUCUGCUACUUUUGUUGUUGCGGAGCUCUCAUGUAAAUAUGUAGAAGUAGUGAGAUCCAGCGAUGGAGUCUGAAACGUCGUCGUCGGUGGAUGAACAGGUGGUUGCUGGACGAGGAGGAGCUGAUACCAGAGGCAAGCAUCGUAUUCUCGCAGAACUCAACCGCGUCGAGCAAGAAAUUAAGUUUUUAGAGGACGGAUUGGGGGAGCUUCAGGGAAUAGACAAUGUAUCAACCAUGUGUGAGGAGUUGCUUCGCAGGAUCGAGACUAUACCCGAUCCUCUAGUUCCUUUAACAAAUGGCCCUGUGAACCAAGAAUGGGAUCGAUGGUUUGAAGGACCUCAGGAUUUACAAGGAUGCAGAUGCUUGAUUCUCUAAAAUUGUGGUGAGAUUUGUUGCUGCUUUAGGCUUCAAAAAUACAUUUAUGCAGGGGAUGAAUUAGCGUGUUAGACUUCAUUGGUGCCAACUCAAUUGAUUCCUACAUUGCAUAUAAUACCAUUGCUUUUAGGUUAAUUGCAAGGAUCGUACAAUCCGCGAUCGUUCUUGAUGAGAUUUGUUUAAUUGAAUACAUUUGCUACUUAGAUCCUGAGCUUCUGAAAAGAUAACACUUGCAUCCCCAAGCCAAGCAAGGCAGAUUGGCUUCAUCUA
Tripterygium wilfordii is the source of this 831-nucleotide messenger RNA. RefSeq names its product guanine nucleotide-binding protein subunit gamma 1-like. The record is from RefSeq and is a predicted model, not a curated record. The transcript is spliced from 4 exons. NCBI's taxonomy places the organism in Eukaryota, Viridiplantae, Streptophyta, Magnoliopsida, Celastrales, Celastraceae. Bases 250 to 561 code for a protein of 103 amino acids. Gene Ontology annotation, biological process: G protein-coupled receptor signaling pathway.